GGAAACUCUUCUUUUCUUCUUCUCACCAUCACCAACCUAAACAUGUCUACUGCAUCACCACCAACACACGGAAGAGGGACAGCUUCCGAACAAGGAGCACGAAUCCGUGCUCAAAUGGAAGAAAACCGUAAAAGUCAACAAAUUCAACCAGAACAAAAGAUUGACAAACGAUCAUCCAAGCCGGUAAAGCAAGAAAAGCCAAAGAUAGAAAAACCCCCAAAAGAAGAAAAGCCAAAAGAGACAAAAACACUAAAACAAGACAAGCCAGCACCAAAAGCAACGCAGAAGGAAGAAGUGAAUGAGAAAUCUGCAGCAACUACUGCUGCUGCUACACCUGCUGUCAAACGAUCAGAAUCAGGCUCGCAACCGGUGUACGAGAAGCGUGGAAGAUGUUUCCCUGUGACUGGGAUUGACAACUUGGCUCUUCUUAUGGAAGGUGAUGAUUAUCAAACGACAUGUUUCUCUGUGUAUUUAUUCAAGACUGAGCUUGACAGUGAAACCCUGUACAAAUUCUUCCGGAAGCUGGUCGCUUGGUAUCCGAAAUACCAUUAUGCCGUUGAACUUUCACCUUCGGUAGCAUCCAAGAAGGAAAAACAAUUCAAGAAGAAUGGUGGUGAACCCGUACACGAAGAAUCAACCGAAACGGAUAAAUGCGGCAGAAGGACAAGGUAUAGCAAAACAUUAAAAGCAGGUGGUUACUUUAGACCGGCAAGAUGGCGUUAUGCAGAUACGUUUAAAGUUGAAGAUAAUAUCGUCGAGAUGAACAAUCCACCACAAGGAACGGAUGAUGAUGCUUUGCAUACGAUCGCAGGUCAAUUUUUAAGUGAACAUUUUGAUUACAGUAAACCACUUUGGAAAGCACUUUGCGUUCGUGGUUUGAAUACUAGCAAAGGAGCAAAAAGUGCAUUGAUGAUCAAAGUUCAUCAUGCUUUAAGUGAUGGACAAGGAAUGAUUAUGAGUUAUCAUACCGCUUUAUCAGCUUUGGAAACUGAUGCAAAGAUUGAAGAAGUUCAAGCACAAGUUGAUAUCCGUAGUAAAAAGGGAGAACAAAAGAAACCCGGUCAACGUAAUGUUCAUCCAACUUUAUGGGGCACAACCAAACAUGGCUGGCACACGGUUCGUGGACUGUACUUCCGUAGUCGAAAAGCAUUUGAUUAUCCAGGCAGCAAACGAAACCCAGAUCGGUUCUACUGUCAUAGCGAUGGUAUUCCAAUGCAAGAUAUCAAGCUGGUUCGAGACGCAUUCUCGGAUGCUGGUUUGGAUUUGACAUUGAACGAUGUCGCUUGUGCCGUUUUGUCCCGAGCACUUCGUAUGGCUGCCGAAAGAACUGAGCCUGGACCAGUAAAGGACAAACGUGUUGCCGUCUUUGUACCAAUCAGUAAACGUCCAACAGGUAAUUGGGAAUUGACGAACUUCACAACAGGUGCGAUUGCCUGGUUUGCAUUCAAUGAUCCCAAAAAGGUACCGUUCAAAGAACAACUCAGUCAAGUCCAUCGCGAAAUGAACAGAAUCAAAAGAUCUCAUUGGCCACAUAUUUGGUUCAACUUGUUCAGUUCUAUCAGUAAAAGACGAUCAUGGUAUGCACCCAAUUAUCCGAUCGGUAAAGGAAUUUUCGAUUUAACCGUUCGUGAAUAUCACGUUGCAACAAACCUACCCGGACCAAGUAAACCUAUCAAAUUUGGCACACAUGAAGCUUUUGCCUAUCAUGUUCUUCCACCAAGUUCGCCCGGUAAAUCUUCUUUGGCGAUAGGAAUGAUUUCUUAUGCUAAUAAUUUCAGUUUGGCAGUUUCUUGUGAUGGUGCAAAAGAAUUAAAACAACGUAGAUUGGCCGAAGAAAUUUGUAAAGCAUUCCAAGAUGCUUCACAAGAAUUGGUUCAAGCUGCCGAAGCGGAAAAAGAAGCGGUCAACAAUGGUAAUACCUCUAAUAAUAAGAAGAAAUAAAAACUUCCCUCUCUCUCUCAAUUCACACUCUCUUUACCUUCGUACCAUAUACACACUCAUUCGUUGUUUCUCUCUCCCUCUCAUACCACCUUGUAACUCUUUCUUUGGAUUCGCUAAUUUGAUUAUAUAAUGCC
Messenger RNA from Meira miltonrushii, 2075 nucleotides. RefSeq lists its product as uncharacterized. The transcript has a single exon. The coding region runs from base 43 to 1941 and encodes 632 amino acids. NCBI's taxonomy places the organism in Eukaryota, Fungi, Basidiomycota, Exobasidiomycetes, Exobasidiales, Brachybasidiaceae. Gene Ontology annotation, cellular component: plasma membrane. Gene Ontology annotation, molecular function: diacylglycerol O-acyltransferase activity; long-chain-alcohol O-fatty-acyltransferase activity. Gene Ontology annotation, biological process: triglyceride biosynthetic process. The record is from RefSeq and is a predicted model, not a curated record.